Messenger RNA from Fusarium poae, 1947 nucleotides. RefSeq lists its product as uncharacterized. Bases 1 to 1947 code for a protein of 648 amino acids. The record is from RefSeq and is a predicted model, not a curated record. Lineage: Eukaryota; Fungi; Ascomycota; Sordariomycetes; Hypocreales; Nectriaceae. The transcript has a single exon.
AUGAGAUACUCCCACACUCUGUCCGGUCUUUUGACCGUGGCCAUGAGUGCCACUGGCCUCGCCCAGUUGACUUUGACUCCCGUUCCUACUUCUGAUUUCACGACUACCACUGGCGGCAUGAACGUGCCCACCUCAGUUACCAGUGCCUUGCCCGAUACCGUCAUUGACACCACCACCUCGACUGGUACAAUGACCACCAUGGUCAAGCCCACCAAGAGUGCCAGCCCUGAGGUCUGCUGCUACGAGUGUACCACCGUCUACGACGAGUGUUGUGCCAUUCCCGGUGCUGACAUCGCCGUCUGCAAGAAGGCUUACACUGUCUGCCUGGGUUACAACCCAUGGGACAUCGUUCCCUACGUCAAGCCCUCGGUCUGCAAGUAUGAGCCUUACCCUCCCAAGCACGACGAUGGCAAGUGCGUUUGCGGCACUGGAAGCUGCUUCACCCCUGACGUCUGCGCCUACGAAUGUACCACCGUUUACGACCAGUGCUGUGCCGUUCCUGGCGCUGAUAUCGCUAUCUGCAAGGAGAAGUACACUGUCUGCCUCGGUUACAACCCAUGGGAUAUUGUCCCUUACACCAAGCCCUCUGUUUGCAAGCACGAGAAGCAGUACUACAUUGACUACGAGUCCAAGUAUGACGAGCACUACUUCUACGAGAAGUACAGCUCUUACUACGAGUCUGGUCACUACUCUUCUUCUUCUUACUCCACCUCUUCCUACCACGAGGGUUACUACACUGCUGAAUACUGCUGCCUCGAGUGCACUACCAUCUACGAUGAGUGCUGUGCCAUCCCCGGUGCCGAUAUCGCUAUCUGCAAGGAGAAGUACACUGUCUGCCUUGGCUACAGCCCCUUCGACGUUGUCCCUUACGUCAAGCCCUCUGUCUGCAAGCACGAAGAGUCUUACUACAAGGAGUACGAGACCAGCCACGGAAAGGACUACUACAACUCCAAGUACGACAACUACGGCCACAAGGAGGUUGAGGUUACUGUUGAGGAGUGCUGUGUUGAGUGCACUACUAUCUACGACGAGUGCUGCCUGAAGGGUGACAUUGAGGUCUGCAAGAAGGAGUACACUGUCUGCCUCGGAUACAACCCCUUCGACGUUGUCCCCUAUGUCAAGCCUACUGUCUGCAAGUACGACUCUGGUUACAAGUCCAAGGGUGACUACUCCAAGAACAACUCUGGUCACAAGGAGAUUGAGGUUACCGUCGAGGAGUGCUGCGUCGAGUGCACUACUAUCUACGAUGAGUGCUGCCUUAAGGGUGACAUUGAGGUCUGCAAGAAGGAGUACACUGUCUGCCUCGGAUACAACCCCUUCGACGUUGUCCCCUAUGUCAAGCCUACUGUCUGCAAGUACGAGAACUCUGGCUCCAAGACCAAGGGUGACACUGGCUACAAAGGUUCCAAGUCUGGCUCUGAGGAGGAGUGCUGUGUUCAGUGCACCACUGUCUACGAUGAGUGCUGCUCCAUUGACGGCCACGACAUUGAGACCUGCAAGAGCGAGUACACCGUCUGCCUUGGUUACAGCCCCUUCGAUGUUACCCCCUACGUCAAGCCCACUGUUUGCAAGCACGGAGACAACACUGGCUCCAAGUCUAAGGGCGACACUGGCUACAACGGCAAGGGUGAUAACUCUGGCUCCAAGUCCAAGGGUGACACUGGCUACAACGGUUCCAAGUCUGGCUCCGACGAGGAGUGCUGUGUUGAGUGCACUACUGUCUACAAGGCCUGCUGCGAUGCUUCCGGUGCCAUUAUCGAGACCUGCAAGGAGGCUUACACCGUCUGCCUUGGAUACAGCCCCUUUGACGUUGUCCCCUUCGUCGAGCCUACUGUGUGCAAGCACGGAAAGCCUUCCAACGACGAUGUUGUCAUUGUCUCUGGCGGUGACCGUGUCCGCCCCGUUCUGGCUCUCAUUGCCGUCGGUGCCUUCGCUCUCCUCUGUUAG